Molecule: messenger RNA, 3177 nt
Organism: Oldenlandia corymbosa var. corymbosa
Lineage: Eukaryota; Viridiplantae; Streptophyta; Magnoliopsida; Gentianales; Rubiaceae
Source: the annotation of a GenBank genome assembly
GGUACUCCCAAGUUCCAACUACAAACUCCCAACUCCAAAGCACUUUUGUUAAUAACGUAGUAAAGGAAAACUCGGUUCACACUAAAAUGCACUUCUUUUUUUGGUCAAGGAAAAACUCGGGUCACCCGUGCGAUCUGAAUGUGAAUGGCUGGCGGGCUCAAUCCACAAAUCGCAAAAUUUCUAUCCUCUUUUUUUCGCAAAGAAAAAAAAAAAAUGGCCAAACACGAAUCAGGACGCCAAAACAAAUUACCGGUUUUCCACAUUCGUCACCGGCCAAGUAAUCAAUACCCGACAAAAAAUUCGUCAUCGUUCGCCCUUCACAAGCCAAUCAAAUUUCACCUUCAGAAAUUUUCUUGGUAAUACUCAUUCUCAACGCAACGGAAUCCCACUCACCAAACAAAUUUUUCAAUCUUCUUUGUGUGCACAAAAAGCUCAGCUAUCGCCGCCGGCUCUGCCGCCGUCUCUGAACGAAUCCCUAUGCUCCUCGGUUUGAGCAACCCGUAUCCGAAAAGUUACCCUGCUUCGUCUUCCCUGUUUCUUUAGUUCCUGCGGUUCAAUCAAUUUGAGCUCUAGGGUUCUACGUGCUUUACAUUUUUCCUGUUUUUGAAUCGUUCAAGAAGGUUGACUUUUUGAAGUCGAGGUAGGAAAGCUGUUCUGUUCUAGUUCAGCUCGAGUACUUCAGAUGGAUCUGGAGUUGGUCAAAAGGGGUGUGCAUUUCUCAAAAAGGAAGAGGAAGUGGAUUUUCAUAUUGGGUUUGGCGGGGCUCUCGAGCUAUGGUGUGUAUAGAGUUUACCACUUGCCUUCUGUUGUUAGGAAAAGGAAGAUGCUUUUCAAGUUAUUAGGUUCCUUGGUGUCAGUUGCGGAAUUGGUUUCUGAAUCUGCGGAUACAAUGCAUACUGUGUCCAAGGAUUUGAAGGAAUUCUUGCAGUCUGAUUCUGAUGAGAUUCCCAAUAGUUUGAAGCAGUUAUCUAAAAUUGCCCGAUCCAAUGAGUUUUCUGGGUCAUUGAUUAGGAUAUCAGAGGCUAUGACCACUGGGGUGUUAAGGGCCUACAACUCAGAGAACAGGGGUGAGAUUGAGGAAGUGGGCAAACCGAGUUUUCCUGAGAAAAUAAUGGAUAAGUUGAUGUCUAGUGCUGGGACUGGAUUUGUUUCUGUUGUUGUGGGAAGCUUUGCCAGGAAUUUAGUCUUGGGGUUUUACUCGAAUGGAGUAUCGGGUGAAGAAGGGUUCAAUGUAGAUGGGCAUAGUGGUAUGUCUGAGCCGGUGCCUGGAUGGGUAAAUGUGGUCUGUGAUGAUAAAUGCAAGACCCUCAUAGCUGAUUCCAUAAAGACUUUUGUCAGUACGGCUGUGGCUGUUUAUCUUGAUAAAACAAUGAACAUCAACUUUUAUGACGAGCUCUUCACUGGAUUGACUAAUCCUAAGCAUCAGACUAAAGUCGGUGACAUUUUGGUUUCACUCUGUAAUGGCGCUGUGGAAACACUAGUGAAGACGUCUCACCAAGUGUUGACAUCUUCGAAUUCUAGUUCUGCAUCAGGCAAUGGUGUCAAUGAAGGCUCUAUAUCAUCAAGCAACAAGUUUUUGGAUCAAGAUGCAUCUUUAGUCAAAGGGCAAGAAAUAUGCAGACCUGUGAAGUCUCAGAAUGGUGGAUGGGCGAGUAGUGUUUCAUCAACAUUGUCAGUUCCAAGCAAUCGAAAAUUUGUGUUGGAUGUGACUGGCAGGGUUACCUUUGAAACUGUUCGAUCCCUCAUAGAGUUUGUCUUUUGGAAGAUUUCAGAGGGGCUCAAAAGAAGCUUUGCGGUCAUCCAUGAGGAUGUUAUUGAUAGAGGGCUGGAAGUCAUCAGAUAUGUCGGUGCCAAAGCAUCUGUUAUUCUUACUAUAUGCCUUGCAUUGUUUUUGCACAUACUGGGCACUAGUCGUGCCAUGUUGCCUGCAUGAUUUCUUGUUUCUUACCUUAUCAUAUUUAUGAAGAUAAUUCUGACAAUGGCAAUUUGCUGACACAUCUGUGGUGGAUAAUUUGGAUGCAUUUGCCUGGCAGUAGGUUGAGGUACAAAUGUUGCCAAUUAGCCAUGAUUAUAGGUUCUCAAAUUCAGAAGAAGUUGAAGGUUAUGGAGGACAGCAUCCAAUUUGUUCAAGGAUUUUGUUGUAAGGAAAUGAAGAAUUCUUCUUUAAAAUACCUAUGAAAGAAUAGAUAUAUAGUAAUUACAUGUUGAUUGUAUUAUUACCUUGGAAGUGCUGUCCAUAAAUGACCCGAUCACCAGAUGUACAUGCUUCCUUAAAAAAUGCUGGUAAGUUAUUUAGGCUUCAGGAAGUUAACUUGUUGGUAACAAGUUUGCAGAUUCCAUCAAGCACACGAUCCAGUGAAGUUAAGUGUAUUGGCCUCAUUUGAAAUCUUUAGUUGCAAUUGGCAGCUUGUCUUCUGAGUUCUUGAUCAUAGAAAUAUGUACUUAUAGCAGUUUAUCAAGCUUGUAAAUAUGAUUAUAUAGUUUACACAAAUCACUCAAAUGGAGUGAGUACUAAAUUUGUUCCUUUUGGGGUGUAUAGUGCACUUAGUCACAUACUCCCUCCGUCCCAUAAUUAUUGUCCAGUUUGAGUUUUCAUUUCUAGUUCAAAUUAUACUAAAAGUGAAAUCUCAAACUGGACAAUAAUUUUGGGACAGAGGGAGUAUCUGUUUAUAAAGUCAGCUUUAGUUUCAUGGAAACAUGUUCAUUAAGGUUGGCUCAUGGUCAUGAUUACCUUCGUUAACCUUCUUCACUGAUGUCUCCAACAAUUCUCCAAUGAAUAUAUUUCCAGAACAGGGAAAGUUUCCCCGGAGUGAUCUCCCUGAUUCCUUUCAGUUUCAGCUGAGAGUUUAAAAUGUAACUGUGAGAUCAAUCAAUUAGACCUAAUCUUUCAACUGACAAUGAUGCCAUGGCUAAACUUCAUCACUUCUCCAGCAAUCACACGCGACUUCAUAAACCCCCUGCUAUCAGUUGGAAUCGCGGAUCCUUUGCAUGAUUGACGAUGAUCUUUUUCCGCAAGGACUAGAUCUUUUCCUCGCUUGUCAAAGCUUGAACUUACUCCAUCUCCAUUUACAGUUGUAGCUUGCUUUUGUACAGGGCUUCUUUCAUUCUUGUACAGACUCUUAUGAAGUUUUUUGUUAUGUAUAAUCUGGGUAUAUCACUGAAGAUGUCAAAUUUUUG